AUGGCGAAAGGGCCAUCUGUCCUUUUCUGCUGCAUUCCCAGAGAUGCCUUGGGACCUUCUCUGCUGGAUGUAAUGGGAUUUCUUUUUUUUAUUCCAGCAGGGGAUGAUCAGAGGAUUGAGGAGGUUGAGGAACUGCAUCAUCUAUCACCCGAUGAAAUCAAGAAUGAAGAUGUGAGAGGAAGCUUCAGGAACCAAGGCACACCUAAGGAGCAGAAAGGCAGCCACAUGGUCGAGAAGAGGAAUGAACCAAUUCGUUGCCAAAGGGAGGAGUUUCGUGAAGUAAUUCACAUGGUGGAAGAAACGUACAUGUGCUUGGAGUGUGGAAUGAACUUCUCAGAUAAAACCCAAUAUAAUCUCCAUUUGCAAAUGCACAGUGGAAAGGAGAUCCCUCAAUUUUUGGAGGAUAAAAAGAGCUUCCUUUGUAGAGCAGAGCUCUUUGUAUAUGAAGAGACAGAUGCAGGAGAGAAAUAUGAUAGAUGCUCAGACCACGGUGAGAGUUUCUCACAGAAGUUAGACCUUAUUAAACACCAAAAGAUUUGUUCAGGAGACAAACCAGUUUUCUGCUCAGAGCCUGGAAUGGUGUUCCCUGAUGGAAAAAAGUGUAAUGUGCAUUUUUCAAAGCACAGUAUAAUGAAGAUGUGUAAAUGCUUUUGUUGUGGAAAAUACUUUAAAUACAGAGCAGAGCUUCUUGAGCACCAAAAAAUACACACAGGGGAGAAACCUUUUGAAUGCUCAGAGUGUGGAACAAGAUUCAGGCGGAGGAGCCAUCUGCAGCGGCAUCUCAGAAUCCACACAGGGGAAAAACCUUUUGAAUGCUCAGAGUGUGGAAAGAGAUUCCUUCGAAAUAGUGACCUUCAACAGCACCUAAGAACCCACACAAAGGAGAGCCCUUUUGAAUGCUCAGUGUGUGGAAAGAAAUACAAUCAGAGUUGCAACCUUCAAACACAUCUAUCAACACACACUGGAAAGAAACUAUUUGAAUGUCCGGAGUGUGGAAAGAGAUUCAAAUGGAGUAGCGAACUUCAGCGGCAUCAAAGAAUACACAGCGGGGAGAAACCUUUUGAGUGCUCAGAGUGUGGGAAAAGAUUCAGUCAGAAUGCCUCUCUUCUUGUGCACCAAAGAACGCACAGUGGGGAGAAACCUUUUGAAUGCUCAGAGUGUGGGAUGAGAUUCAGUCGGAGUAGCUGUCUGCAGCAGCAUCUAAGAACCCACACAGGGGAAAAACCUUUUGAAUGCUCAGAGUGUGGAAGGAGAUUCCUUCGAAAGAGUGACCUUCAACAGCACCUGAGAACCCACACAAAGGAAAGCCCUUUUGAAUGCUUCGUGUGUGGGAAGAGAUUCAGGUCAAGUAGCACUCUUCAACAGCAUCAAAGAAUACACAGGGGAGAGAAACCUUAUGUUUGCUCAGAGUGUGGGAAAAGAUUCAGUCAGAAUGGCAAUCUUCUUGUGCAUCAAAGAAUACACACAGGGGAGAAACCUUUUGAAUGCUUACAGUGUGGAACAAGGUUCAGGCAGAGGAGCUAUCUGCAGCAUCAUCUAAUAACCCACACAGGGGAAAAACCUUUUGAAUGCUCAGAGUGCAGAAAAAGAUUCAUUCGAAAGAGUGACCUUCAACGGCACCUAAGAACCCACACAGAGAACCCUUUUGAAUGCUCAUUAUGUGGGAAGAAAUAUAGUCAGAGUUGCGACCUUGAAAAGCAUCUAUCAACACACACUGUAGAGAAACUAUUUGAAUGUCCAGAGUGUGGAAAGAGAUUCAAGUGGAGUAGCGGUCUUCAACUGCAUCAAAGAAUACACAAGGGGGAGAAACCUUUUGAGUGCUCAGAGUGUGGAAAAAGGUUCAGUCAGAAUGGCAAUCUCCUUGUGCAUCAGAGAAUCCACACAGGGGAGAAACCUUUUGAAUGCCCAGAGUGUGGGAUAAGAUUCAGGCGGAGGAGCAAUCUGAAGCAGCAUCUAAGAACCCACACAGGGGACAAGCUUUUGAACACUCAGAGUAUGGAAAGACAUUCAGCUGGAGUGUUGCUGUUCGACAGCUUCUAA
Heteronotia binoei (common prickly gecko) is the source of this 2040-nucleotide messenger RNA. RefSeq names its product zinc finger protein 260-like. Bases 1 to 2040 code for a protein of 679 amino acids. Gene Ontology annotation, biological process: regulation of transcription by RNA polymerase II. The record is from RefSeq and is a predicted model, not a curated record. The transcript has a single exon. Gene Ontology annotation, molecular function: RNA polymerase II cis-regulatory region sequence-specific DNA binding; DNA-binding transcription factor activity. Lineage: Eukaryota; Metazoa; Chordata; Lepidosauria; Squamata; Gekkonidae.